Messenger RNA from Penicillium subrubescens, 1378 nucleotides. RefSeq lists its product as uncharacterized. The record is from RefSeq and is a predicted model, not a curated record. The coding region runs from base 167 to 1378 and encodes 403 amino acids. NCBI's taxonomy places the organism in Eukaryota, Fungi, Ascomycota, Eurotiomycetes, Eurotiales, Aspergillaceae. The transcript is spliced from 2 exons.
UACAUUAAGAUCACCCUCCUCCCCUGAUCUCCCUGUUGAUUUCUCCAGCAGCUUCAUUCUCUCGUUAGUCUUCUCAAGUCACUCUUUUUGCUGUUCGCAGCGUCCAUUCGUUUAUUACGACAUACACUCUUUUGACAAUCCACGUAUCGUUAUUUCUUUCGACACAAUGAAGCAAACUAUCAUCACUUCCCUCGUCGCCCUUGCGGCUUCCGCCUCUAGUGCCUACGCCACCGAUAGCCUGAUCAGCGUUCCUGUUAACCUCUGCGCUGCCAUCCUCGGAGAGGUUGAAUGCAAGCAGCAGAGCACCACCAACGGGUUGAUUAACGUCCCCGUCAAUGCCUGUGUUGCUGCCCUCGGAAAGGCCAAGUGUGAUCAGGCCUCUUCUUCCAGCAGCGAUGGUGACUCCCUGAUCAGCGUUCCAGUCAAUCUCUGCCUUGCCAUACUCGGAGAGGUUGAGUGCAAGCAACAGAGCACCACCAACGGGUUGAUUAACGUCCCCGUCAAUGCCUGCGUUGCUGCCCUCGGAAAGGCCAAGUGUGAUCAGGCCUCUUCUUCAAGCGGCAAUGGUGACUCCCUGAUCAGCGUUCCUGUUGGUCUCUGCGCUGCCGUCCUCGGAGAGGUUGAGUGCAAGCAGCAGAGCGCCACUAACGGGUUGAUUAAUGUCCCUGUCAAUGCCUGCGUUGCUGCCCUUGGAAAGGCCAAGUGUGACCAGGCCUCCUCUUCCAGCAACGAUGGUGGCUCCCUGAUCAACGUCCCCAUCAACAUCUGCCUGGCUGUCCUUGGCGAGGCUCACUGCCACCAGAGCUCCAACUCUGGCAGCGGUCUGAUCAACAUCCCUAUCAACCUGUGCCUUGCUGUCCUGGGCGAGGCCGACUGCCAGGACUGCUCUACUCUGACCAGCACCAUCGUAGAGUCGUCUACUAUCCCCGGCUCCGGCCCAACUGGCUCUGCCACCGCGACUGCUACUGGUACUGGCUCUGAGACCUCCACCACUGCCGUCGGCACUUCGCCCUCUGGCCCUGGCUCCUCUCCUUCCUCCCCCUCCGUCACUGGUAUUCCCGUCCCCAGCUCCGGACCUUCUGGUGCCCCUGGUGUCUCUUCUCCCGCUGGACGCCCCUCCUCAUCUGCCGCUGCUACCGUGACCGUUCACAGCACCACCACCAUCUGCCCCUCCGGCACCGCUGGCCUCAAGAGCUCUUCUAUCCGUCGUGUGCCUUCUUCUGCCCCCACUGGCCCCGCCGGUUCCGCCGGCUCUGGCUCCACCGGCAGUGCGAGCACCCCCAGUGCCACACCUGCGUUCAACGCCGCCGGUCGUGCUACCCUGUCCGGUGUCGCCGUUUUCUUCGGCGCCCUGUGCGCCGCUGCCAUGCAGAUCUAA